AUGGGGAUGAAGGCCUGGCUCCUGGUGCCGCUGCUCCUGCUGCUGUCGACGGCCGAGUCCCGGGGCUCGAGCGGCGAGGGCUACGUCAAGCUGUUCGAGCGCUGCACCAAGGAAAAGAACACGUUCGAUUGCCUGAAGAAGCGGGCGCUCGACAUCCUCGACUCGGCGAUCAAGGACGACACGGUGUACGCGGUCAACGAUUACAUAUCGAUUGGGAGGGACGCGAGGGCCGCGAGGAGCAUCGAGCUGCAGUCUGACGAGAACUCGACGGCCAGGGGUCUUGACGAACAGUUGGACCAGAAGUUCAACGACUACCUUAGCUCGAGGAGCGUCAAGCUUACGAUACCCGGUGAUGCGCUCGAAGGAAGAGGAAAGAAGGACAAGAAAGGAGGCAUGGGCGGUGUCAUGAUGGGCGGAUUGGCGCUUGCAGGUAUGCUGGCACAGCUGGCCUUCGGCAAGAUAGCCUUCCUGGCGGGUACGGCUCUACUCACUGCCAAGAUAGCGCUGGUUCUUAGUGCUAUAAUCGGCCUUAAGAAGCUCGUCUCGGGUGGAGGCGGUGGUCACGAGGUCAUCUACGCGACGGCUUCCGAACACCACGGGGGAUACGGGGGUGGCUGGCAGCGGGCCCUCGACGCCAUUCCCAUCACCUGA
This is a messenger RNA of Copidosoma floridanum, 651 nucleotides long. RefSeq lists its product as uncharacterized. The record is from RefSeq and is a predicted model, not a curated record. Gene Ontology annotation, cellular component: membrane. Lineage: Eukaryota; Metazoa; Arthropoda; Insecta; Hymenoptera; Encyrtidae.